Molecule: messenger RNA, 2500 nt
Organism: Paralichthys olivaceus (Japanese flounder)
Lineage: Eukaryota; Metazoa; Chordata; Actinopteri; Pleuronectiformes; Paralichthyidae
Gene: m6pr
Product: mannose-6-phosphate receptor (cation dependent)
Biological process (GO): protein targeting to lysosome
Cellular component (GO): Golgi apparatus; trans-Golgi network; endosome
Molecular function (GO): protein domain specific binding
Source: RefSeq, a predicted model, not a curated record
UUGGUCGAGCUUCAUGUGCUCGGUCACGUGUCUCUCUGUGCAGGUCACUUCCGCACUCCGCUGCUGUUUGCAUGUUAGCCAGUUAGCUUCCUGAGUGUCUUCUUCUUUAUAUACAGUCUAUGGUGUCUUCCUCUCUCAAUGACAGGAAGUCGCUGUAUUCUCCAGAACAGAAACGAGCAGCUGACGAUUUCAAACUCCCCGACUGCGUCCAGCUUCUUUUCACCCGCGGGAUAAAAACAGCCGCGGUUCUCAUGAGCUCAACCAGGAAGCGACGUUAGCGUAGAGGAAGCUGCAGCUCAUCAUCUGCUGGAUCCAGCUUCAGCUCAUCUGUCAGCUCGUCUGGGAACAUCCAAGCUGCUUGUUCCUCUCAUUGUCAGCAGGAGCAGGCAUGGAGGUGUACAGCUGUCCUAGUCGAAGGCCCUUCCUGGUGUGGACCCUCUUAGUUCCGCUGGUCCUGUGUGGAAGUGUGGUGUUCGCCGCUGAUGGCAUCAGCAGCUGUAAAUUGCUCUAUGACUCCAAGUCAGACUGGACAGUCCUCAAUCGACUGGCACCACUCACCAAUAAGAACUUUACUGUGGAGUCCGUGGACGAAGGAGAGAGUUACACGUACAUAUUCCAGUUGUGUGGGGAUGCAGGAGGUGUUCCAGGAGCUGGCGUCAUUCAAGUGGACAGCAAGGGAACAGAGAAGAAAACUACUGUGAUUGGCACGUAUAAUGCAACGCAAGCCAUCGGGGGAGGUGACUGGGUGAUGUUGAUCUACAGAAAUGGCGACACAUAUAAUGUCCACUGCUCCAAGGAAAAGAGGAAAGCCUUUAUUAUGAUCUCUUGCAACCGGAAGGUGGAUAUGGGCCAGCUGGAGGUGCUUCGGGAGGAGAGGGAGAGGGAGCAAGACUGUUUUUACCUGUUUAAGAUGGACUCCAGCGCCGUGUGUCCAGAUCCUCCGUCUAAUCUCAGCACUGGCUCCAUAUUACUCAUCAUUGGGGUUUGUCUUCUGGCUGUUUACCUCAUUGGAGGUUUCCUCUAUCAGCGGCUGAUUGUUGGAGCCAAAGGGAUGGAGCAAUUUCCAAAUUAUGCCUUCUGGGUGGAAUUUGGUAACUUGACAGCAGAUGGGUGUGACUUUGUUUGCCGGUCACAAAAUCGAGAGGACUCCCCAGCUUACAGGGCAGUGGCCCCAGAAAGUUUAGAGGAAGAGCAAGAAGAGAGAGAUGACCACUUACUACCUAUGUGACCUGAAUAUGUCAGAAAUGGGACUCAAUUUCUCACUGUGUGACACAGUUUUCUCUUUCACAAGGUCGAUGAAACUACUGUUAAACUGAAGUCUGUUUUUGUUUUGUUGGUUUUGUCAGGAUCUGCACGCAGUUAAUGUGUAUUCCAGACAUGUGCCUAAGACAACUACUGAUCUGCUUGUCACGUAAGGGCAUGUUACUCACAGGGCUGAAAAACCUGUUUUCUCUUUAAAUCAUGAAUUUCAUGCUUAAUGUUUGAAAUAAGACAAAUGAGUAAUUCUACUUCGACUGCAAAGUGACGAGUGUGAUGUUUCUUACAUGGAAAUCAAAGUUUGUAUUUCUACGUCAUCUAAACACAAUGACUUAUUCUGCUUAGCUAAUUACUUUACGUGCGGGGGGGGGGGUUAUCUGGCUUUAAUUUGUUCUAGAUUGUUUUGAAAAAAGAAAUUGAAUAUGAGAAUUUAAGAGCUUAAUUUGAAGUGUUGUGACCAUGCUACACAAAUAGAAAUCACUGAAAAAUCCAUAGCUGGAAUUACUUUUUAGUUUCCCUUUUCCCACAUUACUAAGAAGAGCCUCUACUUCUGUGCAAAAAUCUAUAAAUUGGUAAAUAUUCUCGGUUACCAGACUGAAAUUUGAGUUUGACGGUUGUAACUUACCAUACUCCUCUUUAAGUUUUGUCAGAAAGGUCAACAAUGCUGAAAAGGUCUUGUGCUAAACCAAUCUAUAUUAAUGCACUCUUUCAAAUUACAGACAAGUGGAAGUAGCUGAAGAUUUAUUCUGCUAUUCAUAAAAUAUGAUUUCCAAAGUAUGUCCUGUAUAUGCAGAAUAUGUACAUACUAAGUUACAUUUUCGGCAAACUAUUGAAUAAUGAAUAUUAUAGUGGGCAAACUCAUCUGUCUGCUUAUAUAACUUGUAGACUUAUGUGAGACCAAAUUCUCAGGCUGCUUUUUUUACAUAAAGUGGCAAAGAAAGCACUUAACCUUUAGUCUUGUAUCAAUAUAAUAUAACUGUAAAAUGUUAUAGUUUAUUGAGGAUAACAAGAGUAAGGUUUGUAAUAGUUAUUACUGCUGAGAAUUAAAGCAGACUUUUUCAACUCGAUGGAAAAUGUUGGGUGGCUUCAGUCAACCAAGUUACUGUACUACUGUAAGUGUGAGCACCGUGUGUCUGUCAUUUACUUUUUUGUGUUUAUUAAUCUGAACUUGUUUUGCUUAAUUGUUUGAUUACUUUAACCAACACCCUUUUUUUUCUGAUUGCAUUAAAAAAUAUAUAUGAAA